Molecule: messenger RNA, 5531 nt
Organism: Jatropha curcas
Lineage: Eukaryota; Viridiplantae; Streptophyta; Magnoliopsida; Malpighiales; Euphorbiaceae
Product: ARM repeat superfamily protein
Source: RefSeq, a predicted model, not a curated record
CGAACAAAAAAGAAAAAAAAAAAAAAAGAAAAAUGGAUCUUCAAGAUCUGUUAGUAGCUUGUUUCAUUUCCCGUUGGUCAGGCUGAUCGAUCUCAAUUUCCUUUCCCUCCUUCUCUCUCUCGAUUUCUACUAGUAGCAUUUUAUCUGUACAGGAACCCCAGAAAUUCCUCGUUGCAUUUGUUGAACUCAAGCUAACGGAGCCUCAGCCAUGGCUUUCAUGGCGGUCUUAGAAUCCGAUCUUCGCGCCUUGUCUGCUGAAGCGCGCCGGCGGUAUCCAGCAGUCAAAGACGGCGCAGAGCAUGCCAUUUUAAAGCUUCGUUCACUAUCAAGUCCUAGUGAGAUUGCACAUAAUGAGGACAUUCUACGGAUCUUUUUGAUGGCUUGUGAGGUCAGAAAUAUCAAGCUGAGUGUAAUUGGACUUUCAUGCUUACAAAAGCUUAUAUCCCAUGAUACAGUUGCUCCAUCAGCUCUAAAGGAGAUCCUUUCUACUUUGAAAGAUCAUGCUGAAAUGGGAGAUGAGAGUGUUCAACUGAAGACCUUACAGACCAUAUUAAUAAUAUUUCAGUCACGAUUACAUCCGGAGAAUGAGGAAAAUAUGGCUCAAGCCCUUCAUAUAUGUCUUCAGCUUCUUGAAAACAACAGAUCCUCUGACAGUGUGCGGAACACUGCUGCAGCUACCUUCAGACAGGCAGUAGCUUUGAUUUUUGAUCAUGUGGUUCAUGCAGAGUCUCUUCCUGCAAAAAAAUUUGGUUCUGGAGGUCAUAUUUCUCGAUCCAGCUCAGUUACUGGUGAUGUUAGUCGCAGCAUCAAUUAUUCAGCGUCGUUGGGGCAUGAACCUGCUUCUGGAGAGAAAUCAUUGAUGAGGGAGAUCCUAACAAAUGCUGGAAAGCUUGCGCUUCGUUUACUCGAAGACCUGACAGCUCUCGCUGCAGGUGGAUCUGCAAUUUGGUUACGUGUCAGUUCCCUUCAACGGAUAUUUGUCCUUGAUAUACUUGAGUUCAUCCUGUCAAAUUAUGUUGUUAUUUUCAAGACCUUGAGUCCUUACGAACAGGUUAUGCGUCACCAGAUAUGUUCACUUUUGAUGACUUCACUUCGUAUCAAUGCUGAGAUUGAAGGAGAAGCUGGAGAACCGUCUUUUCGCCGGUUGGUCUUGCGAUCAGUUGCACAUAUUAUCAGGCUAUACAGUUCAUCCCUUAUUACUGAGUGUGAGGUGUUCCUUAGCAUGCUUGUGAAGGUUACUUUUCUUGAUCUGCCAUUAUGGCAUCGUAUUCUGGUGCUUGAGAUCUUAAGGGGUUUUUGUGUGGAGGCUCGGACUUUACGCAUUCUCUUCCAGAACUUUGAUAUGCAUCCUAAGAACACAAAUGUUGUGGAGGGUAUGGUUAAAGCUCUUGCUCGUGUUGUUUCAAAUUUACAGGUUCAGGAAACAAGUGAGGAGAGCUUGGCAGCUGUUGCAGGGAUGUUUAGCAGCAAGGCUAAAGGAAUUGAAUGGAGUCUGGAUAAUGAUGCAUCCAACGCUGCCGUCGUGGUUGCUAGUGAAGCCCAUGCAAUAACUUUGGCAGUUGAAGGACUGUUGGGUGUCGUAUUUACUGUAGCUACAUUAACAGAUGAAGCAGUUGAUGCUGGCGAGCUUGAAUCUCCCAGAUAUGAGUAUGAUACUGCAGCAAAAUUUACUGGGAAAACUGCUGUUCUUUGUAUUGCAAUGGUUGAUUCAUUGUGGUUGACCAUUCUUGAUGCUUUGUCCCUUAUCUUGUCGAGGUCACAAGGAGAGGCUAUUGUGUUGGAAAUAUUGAAGGGAUAUCAAGCAUUCACUCAGGCUUGUGGGGUUCUUCUUGCUGUAGAACCUUUGAACUCUUUUCUAGCAUCUCUUUGCAAAUUCACUAUUAAUUUUCCAAUUGAAGCAGAAAAGAAGAGUGCAGUGCUGUCCCCUGGGUCAAAACGUCCUGAGUCACUAGUUGAACAGAGGGACAGUGUUGUCCUUACUCCCAAAAAUGUGCAGGCCCUGAGGACUCUCUUCAACGUUGCUCAUCGGUUGCACAAUGUUUUGGGGCCAUCAUGGGUUUUAGUUUUGGAAACUUUGGCAGCUUUAGAUCGGGCAAUCCACUCACCACAUGCCACCACGCAGGAAGUCUCCACGGCUGUCUCAAAGCUUCCUAGAGAAUCUUCUGGCCAAUACAGUGACUUCAGUGUUCUGUCUUCUUUAAAUUCCCAGCUAUUUGAGAGUUCAGCAUUGAUGCGCAUAUCUGCAGUUAAAUCACUUCUUUCUGCACUGCGUCAAUUGUCACACCAAUGCAUGUGUGAUGCGUCAGGUGGUUUUGGCCCAGCAGUGAAUCAAAAGAUUGGAAGCAUCAGUUUUUCAGUGGAAAGGAUGAUAUCCAUUCUUGUCAAUAAUCUUCACAGAGUAGAGCCACUGUGGGAUCAUGUAGUGGGGCACUUCAUGGAGCUUGCUGAUAAUUCUAAUCAGCAUUUGCGAAAUAUGGCCUUCGAUGCAUUAGAUCGAUCAAUAUCUGCUGUUUUAGGUUCUGAACAGUUCCAGGAUUACAUGCAAUCCAGACUCCAUGGGGUAACUUAUGAUAUGGAAACUAAGCAUGCAAAGUUGAGAUCGCUCGAGUGUUCUGUCGUAUCUCCACUUAGGGCUCUUUAUUUUUCCACUCAAAAUGCAGAUGUUCAUGCUGGCUCCUUGAAAAUUCUUCUCCAUAUUUUGGAGAGGCAUGGAGAAAAAUUAUAUUACAGUUGGCCAAAUAUUCUUGAAAUGUUAAGGUCUGUUGCAGAUGCGCCAGAGAAAGAUCUUGUCACCUUGGGCUUCCAGAGCCUACGAGUCAUUAUGAAUGAUGGACUCACAUCUAUACCCACUGAGUAUCUCCACGUAUGUGUAGAUGUCACUGGAGCAUACAGUUCUCAGAAGACUGAGUUGAAUAUAAGUCUAACAGCAAUAGGCCUCUUAUGGACCACAACUGAUUUUAUUGCAAAGACGCUUCUAAAUGGACCUCCAGAAGAAAAGGAAACCAGUGUCCUCGAUGAGCAUUUUAUUUUGAGGCAAACAGAUGGUGAAUCAAAGGAAGAACAAACUCUGGAAGUAACUGAUAAACCUAAUGACCAAGCGUCCCCAAUAAAUAUAACGGAUCGUGACAAAUUGUUGUUCUCUGUAUUUUCAUUACUUCAACGGCUUGGAGCUGAUGAGAGACCAGAGGUCAGAAAUGCUGCUGUCAGGACACUCUUUCAGAGUCUCGGAAGUAACGGGCAAAAACUUUCAAAAAGCAUGUGGGAAGAUUGUCUUUGGAAUUAUGUUUUUCCUGCUUUAGAUCAAGCUUCGCACAUGGCUGCAACGUCAUCAAAAGAUGAAUCACAAGGGAAGGAACUAGGAACUCGAGGAGGAAAGGCUGUUCAUAUGCUGAUACAUCACAGUCGUAACACAGUACAGAAACAAUGGGAUGAAACACUUGUGCUGGUCCUUGGUGGAAUAGCACGUCUAUUACGUUCUUUCUUUCCAUUUCUCAGUAGCUUAAGCAAUUUCUGGUCAGGAUGGGAAUCUUUGCUUCUCUUUGUAAAGAACAGUAUUUUAAAUGGUAGUAAAGAGGUUGCUAUUGCUGCUAUAAAUUGUUUGCAGACAACUGUUGUUUCUCAUAGUCUCAAGGGUAAUUUGCCAAUGCCUUAUCUUAACUCCAUAUUUGAUGUAUAUGAGCAUGUACUUCGAAAAUCCCCAGACUACAGUGAUAAUGCAGCUAGCAAGGUGAAGCAGGAGAUUUUACAUGAUCUUGGUGAAAUGUAUGUGCAAGCACAAAGGAUGUUUGAUGAUCAGAUGUUCUCUCAGUUGAUUGCAAUCAUAAAUUUGGCCGUUAAGCAAAUCAUAGCUACUAAUGAUAACUUCGAAAGUGAAUUUGGACAUGUUCCACCUGUGCUGCGUACUAUAUUAGAAAUCUUACCGCUAUUACAACCAGCUGAGCAUAUCUCGUCAAUGUGGCUUGUACUUCUUAGGGAGCUUUUGCAAUACCUGCCAAGAUCAGAUUCUUCUUUAACAAAUGAGGAUGUUGAGGUUAAGCACACGGCCAUUAGUAAUAAUGUUUCAGGAAAGAAAGAAACACCUAAUGGUACAGCUUCCAUUUUGCCAAAAGAAGUUGAAACUCCACAUCAGGGAUCAGAAUCAACAACUUUGUUCAGUGGGAUCCCAAGUUGUGUGUUUGCUGAAAAGCUUGUUCCUGUGAUAAUAGAUCUUUUGCUACAGGCUCCAGUAGUUGAAAAAUAUAUUAUAUUUCCAGAAAUUAUUCAAAGUCUUGGAAGGUGUAUGACAACGAGAAGAGACAAUCCAGAUGGGUCACUUUGGCGAGUCGCUGUUGAAGGCUUCAAUCGUAUUCUUGUUGAUGAUUUUUGCAAAUUUCAUAUGAACUCUGGACCAGAUUCGAAAAUUAGUAGACUUGCAAGAAUGCGUGUAUGGAAAGAAAUAGCAGAUGUUUACGAAAUAUUCCUUGUCGGUUAUUGUGGUCGUGCCAUCCCUUCCAACUCAUUCUCAGCUGCAGCACUUAAGGCUGAUGAGGCACUGGAGAUGGACAUUUUGCACGUUUUGGGUGAUAAGAUUCUUAAAUCGCCAAUUGAUGCACCUGUUGAUAUUCUGGGGCGACUAGUUUCCACCAUGGAUCGUUGUGCAUCACGUACAUGCUCUUUGCCUGUUGAGACCGUGGAGCUUAUGCCAUCCCAUUGUAGCAGAUUUUCCCUGGCUUGCUUGCAGAAAUUGUUUUUCUUGAGCAGUUUUAACAAUGAAGUGAGUGAUUGGAACUCAACAAGAUUGGAAGUGAGCAAAAUCUCACUCAUGGUUCUUAUAGUUAGAUGCGAAGACAUCUUUAACAGAUUUCUGAUGGACGAGAAGGAUCUAGCAGGUGAACAUCCAUUACCAGCAGUGAGGCUUGAAGAAAUUUUCUACGUCCUUAAAGAACUAGCUCAUCUGAGAAUACAUCCAGAUACAGUGCCUGUUCUUCCUUUGCAUUCUAAUUUGAGAAGUAUCCUGGAAGACAAGGAGGAUGAAAACAAGCAUCCCCAUCUACUCGUGCUAUUUCCCAGUUUUUGUGAUCUUGUAACAACCAGGGAAGCAAGGGUGAGAGAGUUGGUGCAAGUCUUGCUAACACUCAUCACCAGAGAACUGGCGCUUGAAAAGGUUAGUUUUGGCAGUUGAUACACGGAAAAUUGCAAUCUUCAAGGGUGAGUAAUUCUCAUGGAAUUCCAUGUUUAUAGAUAUGAUUUAGGGAAGGAAUAUUUUUUGUCCUCCAUUUUGUAAUGUUGCAUUUUGUAGAUUUGUACAUGAUAGGGUUUUGUUGUAUUUAAAUCACUGCUUUCAUCUCAAGAUGGAUCAGAAUGAUAGAGCCAGUUUUUAGUUUGUCUUGCGCUCUAUCAAUGGUGUUGGAAUAAUGUAUACAGUUGUAUUCGUAACUCAUCAGUAGCAUAGAGAUCAUUCAUUGGCAGCUCCUUUGGAUAGAACUACAUAUAUGAUUUUUGAGGUGGAUUUGGAAUCACCUGAACAUUAAAUUUUCUGAUGUUAUCAUGCA